AUGUUAUUCAGUCCAUAUUUACUUGCAUUGUCCGCGGCGUUGGCGAUUAGAGACGAGGCCAAGCCUGUCAAGUUCGGUUUAAGCAAAGGCACUCGCCAAGAACCCAUCACCUCGGGAAGAUCGUUCCGAGCGGCUCCUGGGGCACAAGAGUCUAAUUUAUGGGUAGAUGGUUUCUUUUACUUGAUUGAUGUCGAUAUUGGCAACCAGGGCCAAAAGGUGUCGGUUGAAAUUGAUACUGGGUCGGCCGAUCUUUGGGUGGAUAAGCGGAUUGUCCAAGACGUGAGUACUUGGAAAAACUUGUCUGAGCCGUACUCCGUGUGGUACUACGACCAUACCCUGGUUCAAGGCUGGUAUGGCACGUCGCCGAUCUGGCUCGACAACGGGCUCAAGAUUGAUGAUUUCCAGUGGGCUUUGGGUACCAACGUUACCCACAACACCGGUAACUUCCACGGAAUUCUCGGUGUGGGUAGAGUUGAAAAUGAACUGGCUAAAAAUCGCUACCCCAACUUGGUCCAGAAGUUGAAGGAUGAUGGUAUCAUCAAGACCAAUGGGUACCUGUACUAUCUUAACUCGAAGGAUGCUACGUCUGGGUCAAUCGUGUUUGGCGGUAUUGACAAGGCGAAAAUCAAGGGCGACGUGGCCACGGUGCCCUUGACUACCGGCACGGCCAACUCUCGCUUCGACAAUAUUCACAUCUCAAAAAUCACUGGUGUCGACGGUGAGGUGCUCGGUGAAAACAUUGAAGCCUUCUUGGACACUGGUUUGACGGUCUCGAGGUUGCCCCCAAAUAUCGUUGAUCAAAUCCGCGCAAAAGUGCCCAACGCGGUUAUAGAUGGUUCGAUAACGUGGGUUCCUUGUGAAUUGGAUCCCAACCUUUAUGUCCUGUUCUGGUUCAAUGACGUUGAAAUCAAACUCAGCCUCAAUGAUUUGUCGAUCAAAUCCUACAAUAACGAUGGUAAACCCAAUGGCAAAUGUGUUUUGGGAGUACAACCCACUCUGAACGGCGUCCCUGUCCACUUGGGGGUUUCUACGUUGACUCACGCUUACGUCACCAUCAACCAUGACGAAAAUGUGGCUCUCAUCUCAAACGUUAACUACACUGACGAGGAGGACAUUGUGUUGUUGUAA
Molecule: messenger RNA, 1128 nt
Organism: Diutina rugosa
Lineage: Eukaryota; Fungi; Ascomycota; Pichiomycetes; Serinales; Debaryomycetaceae
Exons: 1
Coding region: 1-1128 (375 amino acids)
Biological process (GO): proteolysis
Molecular function (GO): aspartic-type endopeptidase activity
Source: RefSeq, a predicted model, not a curated record